Molecule: messenger RNA, 975 nt
Organism: Sinocyclocheilus rhinocerous
Lineage: Eukaryota; Metazoa; Chordata; Actinopteri; Cypriniformes; Cyprinidae
Product: GTPase IMAP family member 4-like
Exons: 2
Coding region: 1-975 (324 amino acids)
Molecular function (GO): GTP binding
Source: RefSeq, a predicted model, not a curated record
AUGUUCUGCAUAUACCAACAUGAGUUUUUCUCACCAGUGGGACUGCAGGCACAGAGCAGCAGCAAACCUACUGAACUAAGGAUUGUUCUUCUGAGGAAAACAGGAGUUGGGAAAAGUUCAGCAGGAAACACUAUAUUGGGAGAAAGCAUAUUCAAAUAUAAAAAAAGUCUGAACUCUGUAACAAAGUGUUGUAGUGUUGGGAGGUCAGUUGUUAAAGGCAGAACUUUAUCUGUCAUUGACACUCCUGGGUUUUUUGACACAACACUUCCACGGGAGAAGAUGACAGUGGAGAUGGCAAAUAGUGUGUUUCUGCCUGCACCAGGACCUCAUGCAUUCUUAUUUGUACUUCCUGUAGACAGAUUCACAAAGCAGGAGGAACAGGUAUUGGCACAAAUUCAAAUGAUUUUUGGUGAAGAUGUGCUGACAUAUCUUAUAAUCCUCUUCACAAAUGGGGAUGAUAUUGACCCAGAGACAUUUGGUACAGAGGUAAAUGGGCAUAAUAUAUUGAGACCAAUUGUAGAGAGAUGUCAGGGCAGAUUUCACGUCUUCACCAAUAAAGAUGAGAAUAACAGAGAGCAGGUGUAUGAUCUACUGCAGAAGAUUGACACAAUGAUAGAGCAGAAUGGAGGAGGACACUACAGUAAUCAUAUGUUUCAAGAAGCUCAGAGAUUCAGACAAGAGGAAGAGAUAAGAAAUAGAGAGGAAGCAGAUGACAGAGAAGAGCAAUACAAUGAUCAAUGCAGGGGCGCAAAGAGCCAUCCUUCUUCUCGAAAAAGAACCCCGCUCCCGCUGGAGAGGAAGAGGGACGAAUCAAACCUGCUGCUAGAGAAUCCGAUAAAUAUUUCUCCAUGGCCACCCGCUCGGGUGCAGACAAGGAGAAAAGGCAUCCGCGAGGAGGAGAAGUGCCGGAAAGAAGAUCGAUUGCACAAUCAUACGGUCGAUGGGGAGGAAGAGAGGCAGCUUGGGACCGACUGA